Messenger RNA from Penicillium nucicola, 936 nucleotides. Its product is annotated as NAD(P)-dependent oxidoreductase. The transcript has 4 exons. Gene Ontology annotation, molecular function: oxidoreductase activity, acting on the CH-OH group of donors, NAD or NADP as acceptor; NAD binding; NADP binding. The record is from RefSeq and is a predicted model, not a curated record. NCBI's taxonomy places the organism in Eukaryota, Fungi, Ascomycota, Eurotiomycetes, Eurotiales, Aspergillaceae. Bases 1 to 936 code for a protein of 311 amino acids.
AUGCCACAAAUUGGUUGGUAUGGCCUCGGGUCCAUGGGCCUAGCAAUGGCCUCUAACCUGCAACGGCACCUAGCAACCAAGAAAGCCCUGAGUCUACUCUACUCAAACCGCACAAUGUCGCGCGGAGCACCCCUUCAAUCACUGGGAGGAGUCCCAGAGAACAAUUUCUCAAAGCUAGUCUCCAACUGUGGAAUCAUCUUCACCAUGGUUUCAAACGACUCAGUCUUGCAAAGCCUGCUCGCCCAAGCAACAAACUCAGGUCAAUCUCUUAAGGACAAGAUCUUCGUCGACUGCUCAACAGUGCACCCAGAAACAGUCAGCAAGGCAGUCACGGAGCUGAAAGCCAAAAAUGCUUCAUACGUAGCAGCACCCGUCUUCGGUGGAAACCCGAUUGCCGUAGACGGCAGGCUGGUCUUUGCGAUUGGCGGUCCUCAACACGCAACAGAGGUAAUCAAGCCGUUGAUCCAGGAUGUGAUGGGUCGGCGGGUGAUUGAGUGCGGCGAAGAUGCGACCAAGGCGUCGCUGCUUAAGAUUGCGGGCAAUAUUGUCACUGUGAAUAUGAUGGAAGCUGUUGGAGAAGCGCAGGUCUUCGCGGAGAAGACUGGGCUGGGCACUGGGCCUAUGGAGGAGCUUAUCGGGGAGGCAUUUGGGCCUGUGGCCGGGGGUUACUCGAAAAGGUUGACUUCUGGUGCUUAUGCGCCGUCCUUGGAUUCACGUCCUGGCUUUGGCGUCUCGCUUGCAAUCAAGGAUGCUAGACAUGCUAUGGCCAUGGCUGAGGAGCGGGGUGUCCAGCUUCCUGGUCUUGAGCUUGCUCGGGCUAAUAUGGAGGCUGCUAGGAAGUAUGGUGGUGAGUGUCUUGAUAGCAGUGCCAUGUAUGGUACAUUGCGACAGAAGGCUGGGUUGGAGUUUUGGAACGAGAAGAGUAGAAAAGAGUAG